Sarcophilus harrisii (Tasmanian devil) is the source of this 1610-nucleotide messenger RNA. It is a transcript of the gene GABPA, whose product is annotated as GA binding protein transcription factor subunit alpha. The record is from RefSeq and is a predicted model, not a curated record. The transcript has 10 exons. Gene Ontology annotation, cellular component: nucleus. Lineage: Eukaryota; Metazoa; Chordata; Mammalia; Dasyuromorphia; Dasyuridae. Gene Ontology annotation, molecular function: sequence-specific DNA binding; DNA-binding transcription factor activity, RNA polymerase II-specific. Gene Ontology annotation, biological process: regulation of transcription by RNA polymerase II; cell differentiation. Bases 222 to 1592 code for a protein of 456 amino acids.
UGGGAGUUGUAGUUUAGGGCCCGAAAACGCUUGGCGAGCCGGAGGGGGGGGCGGGGGUGUCCUGAUCUCUGUUGGGGUGCCGAAGAAAGGCCCCGAGGUCCGAGCCUCCCCGGAGCCGUGGCUUUGCUUGGGGAGUCGGAGGCAGCAGAGCCGGAGACGCCACGGUUGUCAGUUGGCUCCAAGAACCGUGUAGGAGAAAGAGGCUGAUUCCCAAAACGGCCAUGACUAAAAGAGAAGCAGAAGAGCUGAUAGAAAUUGAAAUUGAUGGAACAGAGAAACAAGAAUGCACAGAAGAAAGCAUUGUAGAGCAGACCUACACUCCUGCAGAAUGUGUGAGUCAGGCCAUAGACAUCAAUGAACCAAUAGGGAAUCUUAAGAAACUACUAGAACGAAGACUUCAGUGUUCAUUGGAUGCACAUGAAAUUUGCCUGCAAGAUAUUCAGUUGGAUCCAGACAGAAGUUUAUUUGAUCAAGGAGUAAAGACUGAUGGAACUGUUCAACUUAGUGUACAAGUCAUCUCUUAUCAAGGGAUAGAGCCCAAGUUAAAUAUCCUUGAAAUUGUUAAACCUGCUGAAACUGUUGAAGUUGUUAUUGACCCAGAUGCCCAUCAUGCGGAAGCUGAAGCACACCUUGUGGAGGAAGCUCAAGUAAUAACCCUUGAUGGCACUAAACAUAUUGCAACAAUUUCAGAUGAAACCUCAGAACAAGUUACACGAUGGGCUGCUGCACUUGAAGGCUAUAGAAAAGAACAAGAACGUCUUGGAAUACCCUAUGAUCCCAUACAGUGGUCAACAGACCAAGUCCUCCAUUGGGUAGUUUGGGUAAUGAAAGAAUUCAGUAUGACUGAUAUAGAUCUACCUACACUAAGCAUUUCAGGAAGAGAAUUAUGUAGCCUCAACCAGGAAGAUUUUUUCCAAAGAGUCCCACGAGGAGAAAUUCUAUGGAGUCAUCUGGAACUGCUUCGAAAAUAUGUAUUGGCUAGCCAAGAACAACACAUGGGUGAAAUAGCAACAGUUACUAUUGAUCAACCUGUUCAGAUUAUACCAGCAUCAGUACAACCCACUACACCAACCACCAUUAAAGUUAUAAACAGUAGUGCAAAAACAGCAAAAGUACAAAGAGCACCACGAAUUUCUGGAGAGGAUAGAAGUUCACCUGGAAACAGAACUGGAAAUAAUGGACAAAUUCAACUAUGGCAGUUUUUAUUGGAACUUCUUACUGACAAAGAUGCUCGAGACUGCAUUUCUUGGGUUGGAGACGAAGGAGAGUUUAAGCUAAAUCAACCUGAAUUGGUGGCACAAAAAUGGGGACAACGAAAAAAUAAGCCUACUAUGAACUAUGAGAAACUUAGUCGGGCUUUAAGGUAUUACUAUGAUGGCGACAUGAUCUGUAAAGUACAAGGCAAGAGGUUUGUGUACAAAUUUGUUUGUGAUUUGAAGACUCUUAUUGGAUACAGUGCAGCAGAGUUGAACCGUUUGGUUACAGAGUGUGAACAAAAGAAACUUGCAAAGAUGCAGCUCCAUGGCAUUGCACAACCAGUCACAGCAGUUGCAUUAGCUACUGCUUCUCUGCAAACAGAAAAAGAUAAUUGAACCCAGGACCUUAUAGGA